Molecule: messenger RNA, 2243 nt
Organism: Girardinichthys multiradiatus
Lineage: Eukaryota; Metazoa; Chordata; Actinopteri; Cyprinodontiformes; Goodeidae
Gene: nmt1b
Product: N-myristoyltransferase 1b
Exons: 11
Coding region: 115-1629 (504 amino acids)
Biological process (GO): N-terminal peptidyl-glycine N-myristoylation
Cellular component (GO): cytoplasm
Molecular function (GO): glycylpeptide N-tetradecanoyltransferase activity
Source: RefSeq, a predicted model, not a curated record
UUCAGCCAACAACUCUCCUCCCUCACUGUUUUUAAAGAUAACAGUGGAGCAACUGCAAAUACUGAAAAAACAGCACAGUUUGUCCACAGCCUCAAGGAGUCACUUUCUUAUACAAUGACUGAUUCUGAAUAUUUGGAUAAGACACUGACAGAUGGUGCAAGUGGUGGUCUUAAAAAGAGCAAAAAGAAACAAAAGAGAGAAAAUGCUUGGAGACCAGAGGGACCCAGAGACCCAUUUGCCAUGCUGGACUCUUUGCCAGAGAAGGAACAGCAGGAGAUACAGAAAGCCCUUCAUCUCUUCUCUCUGGGCAACGGCCUGCCUAAGACCCUGCAACAGGCCAAAAAACACACCUACCGCUUCUGGGACACACAGCCUGUCCCCAAACUGGGCGACCAUAUUACAACUCAUGGCCCAAUAGAUGAAGUGGACGCUAGUAACCGCAAUGAGCCUUACUUGCUUCCUCAGGGUUUCUCGUGGGAUACUCUGGACUUGAGCAACCCUUCUGUGUUAAGAGAGUUGUGCCAUCUGCUAAAUGAGAAUUACAUGGAGGAAGAUGACAACACAAUCAGAUUUGACUUCUCUCCAGAGUAUCUACUGUGGGCUUUACAACCUCCGGACUGGCGGAUCAGAUGGCACUUGGGUGUGAGAGUAGACACUAACAAGAAGUUAGUCGGUUUCAUUGCUGCUGUCCCUGCUGAGGUUCGCAUUUACGAGACGAAGAAACGACUGGUGCAGAUCAAAUUCCUGUGCGUUCAUAAGAAGCUGCGCCUCAAGCGGAUGACGCCGGUUCUGAUUCGGGAACUUACCAGAAGGGUCAACCAGCAGGGGCUCCACCAGGCUGUUUACACAGCUGGCACAGUGCUGCCCACACCAAUAAGCUCCUGCAGCCAAUGGCAUCGCCCUUUGAAUCCCCGUAAGCUAAUGGAGGUCAACUACCCUGGUCUAAAGCAGAACAUGAAUCUGCAGCGAGCCUUGAAGUUUAACCGCUUACCUGAGGUUAGUGGGUGCUGCCAUCUAGAGACAAGAUAUGUUACUGCUACGGAAGGGAAAGAAAUGUUGGACUGGAAAGAUAUAUUAAGGACACUGAUUGAAGCAUUAAAGUUUAGUCUUAAAUAUUUUUUUUACAAGGUGACAAAGAUAAACGGUCUGCGUCCUAUGAGCAAAGAAGAUGCAUCAGGGAUCCAAUCAUUACUGGAAAAAAACCUCUGCAAGUUCCACCUCAGCCCCCUCUUAUCUCUGCAGGAAGUAGAGCACUGGUUCUUACCAAAGGAGAAUGUGAAUGACACCUAUGUGGUUGAGGCAGACGAUGGCACUCUGACUGACAUGGUGAGUUUCUAUACCGUCUCCUCCAGGGUGCUAAACCAUCCUGUCCACACCGGUCUCAGAGCAGCUUGUCUUCUUUGCAUUGUUGGUAACCCCACAGGGGUGGCUGAACUCAUGCAGGACACGCUGGUCCUGGCUAAAUCUAAGGGCUUUGACGUCUUCUGUACCCUCAAUGUGAUGGAUAGCAUAGGUUUUCUGGACAACCUCAAGUUCACCAUUAGCGAUAAGAGUGUCCAUUACUACCUGUACAACUGGAAGUGUCCUCUCAUAAGCCCAGACAAGGUUGGCCUCGUGUUACCCAACUAAUCUGAAGCAAUGAAGAUGAAAGGAUCUCCACCACUACCAGUGCUUUCUGGAUUCAUUCCAGUGUUCAAAUAUAAAAAGGAAAAGCACUAGGACCCCCAUCCCACACACACACACACACACACACACACACACACCCCCCAAAUAAACACAUACAUAGAAAAGUAGUCGUAAUAUUAUUUGUAAUUAUGUGGUCCUUGCUUGAAUGACAAUUACUCCUUGUGUUUAAUGUUUUCAGGGCAUGCAAAUAUUGUUUUUGACUUGAUGGAGCAUCUAGUAAACAGGUCAGCUGGAUGGAUGCUCCUUUUACAUUGUAAUUUCUGAGUUUGUGUGUGUACUUGUCCAUGCACGUGUGUAAGAUUGUGCAUGGGUUUAUUGGUCAUAUAUAGUGACAAUGUAUAGGCAAUUCAUAAACUCUGUGGUCAUAAUGUUAGUUUGAAUCAGUCGAAAAACCUCAUAAUUCACUGUCACAGAAAUGCCCAUGCAUCCAUGUUUUGUGUGCCUGCUGCAGUUUUAGAAUGUCAAGCAUAAAUGCAAUCAAGUAAAACUCAUCUUUUAAAUCAGAAAGCAGAUUAGACCAAAGGAAAAUACAAUAAAGUCCUUCCUGCUCUAAUGUC